AGAGUUCAUCGCCAUUCGGGCCGAGCUGGAGAAGGACUUUACACUAACCAAGCGGAACAAGACACUGUGGGAGCUGAUUGAAAGGAAAAUGAGGGAGAAAGGGUUUCGGAGGAGCGCAGAUCAAUGUAAAUGUAAAUGGAAGAACUUGGUGAACCGUUACAAGGGGAAGGAGACAUCUGAGCCAGAUUAUGAGUUCUCGCAGGGAAAAGACCUCUUUGAUCCUGAGAAUGGGAGGCCAUGCCCUUUCUUUGACGAACUUGAUGCAGUAUUCAAGGAGCGUGCCAGGAACUCAGAAAGAAAUCUACAGGAAUCUGAGCCAGGGUCUCGAGCCAAGAAGAAAGGCAAGAGGGGUAAAGUCAAAAGUGAGGAUGAUGAUGAUAGUGAGGAUGAAGACGAUGAGGAGGAAAGUGAAGAAGACCGUGUCGUACAGAGGAAGAAAAGGAAGGGCGAGAAGGACACCAAUCGGCCUAGGGUAACAGCGGAGAAGUAUCGUGCCAACAGCAUGCAGGAAGUGUUGGAGGAAUUUUUCCAGCAGCAGCAGAAGGUGGAGGAGCAGUGGAGAGAGUCGGUGGAGAGGAGAGAACAGGAGCGGCGGUGGCGGGAGCAGGAGUGGAGAGAUGCCAUGGAGAAGCUGGAACAGGAGCGAAUCGCAAGAGAGCAAAUGUGGCGAGAGCAUGAGGAGCAAAGGAGGAUUCGUGGUGAGGCCCGUGCACUGAAGAGAGACGAACUCUUUGCGGCCUUGUUGACCAAGCUGGCUCAGGAUGAGGGUUAUUGAGGUGGCGAAUGUGCUUUUGUUUCAACAUGUCAAUGAUGUGAAUUGCAGAUUAUCAUAUGUACGUCACAGUCGAGCGCACCAGACUGAUCAUGGGUAACUGGAGAUCUGUUGUAAACACCCCUUGCGUGGUGGAUUACAGGGCGCCACAUGGCAACUGGUUGUGAAUGAGUGCCAUGAACAGUUUUACCAGCCAAGGAUUCUGAGGCGUGAAAUUAAUGGAGCGAAAAGAAGUGAAUAUGCUCGGAACAGUUAGAGUCUUGGUCAUUUUUGCGAAAUAUGUCCAGUUUGGGUUAUGGAAAAGCUCGACGUCAGAGGGUGGUCUGCAGCACGGAGCAUGUGUGGGUUCCCCACUUGUAGAGGUGUAAAUCUCCUUAUUGAAAGGUUUUGAAACGUUUGUAUAUGGAGUCCGAUGUAAGGCCCAGACUGAUUGUAAGAUUGACAAGUACCCCAAAUUUUGUGUUUUCUUCUAAUUUUAAAAAAGAUUACGGUUUAAUUUUCUAAAA
Molecule: messenger RNA, 1278 nt
Organism: Physcomitrium patens
Lineage: Eukaryota; Viridiplantae; Streptophyta; Bryopsida; Funariales; Funariaceae
Product: trihelix transcription factor GT-3b
Source: RefSeq, a predicted model, not a curated record